Messenger RNA from Papilio polytes (common Mormon), 1770 nucleotides. RefSeq names its product WD repeat and FYVE domain-containing protein 2 (gene Wdfy2). The record is from RefSeq and is a predicted model, not a curated record. The transcript has 8 exons. Bases 86 to 1351 code for a protein of 421 amino acids. NCBI's taxonomy places the organism in Eukaryota, Metazoa, Arthropoda, Insecta, Lepidoptera, Papilionidae. Gene Ontology annotation, molecular function: metal ion binding; protein binding.
GAAAUGUCAAUUUUAUUAUGACGUUUACUUUUUGCACAGAAGUAGUGACGAAAUAAGUGUUUAUUUGCCGUAGAAAUUGAAAAAUAUGGCUGCUGAAAUUAAGCCUGCACCUAGAACACCCAACGAUAGAUUUUCUACAACAAAAAAACCGGCACUUUUGAGCAAACUCGAAGGUUGCACCGACGACGUUAAUGCUGCUGUCGUGAUACCUGGCGAGGAUGGAGUUAUUAGUGUUUGUGAUGAUAAGACAGUACGAGUGUGGCUGAAGCGUGAUUCAGGACAGUACUGGCCUAGCAUCUGUCAGUACAUGCCAUCUGGCUGCACUUCAAUGUUCUAUACACCAGAGACGAGGCAACUAUUCAUUGGGCAGGAGAAUGGAACUAUAUCUGAGUUCACACUUGCAAUGGACUGCAAUAGGAUAAAUCCUACUCGUGAAUACUUAGCACAUACAGCACGGGUGACUGCUGUUGUGUUCUCUCUGAGUUGUGAAUGGGUGCUGUCAGUAAGUCGGGACAAGUUGUUUGCAUACCAUUGCAGUGAGACCGGCCGCAGGAUCGGUGGGUACUCCUUUGAAGCUUGGUGUACAGCUUUGCAAUUUGAUUCCCAGUCGAAAUACGCUUUUGUCGGCGAUUACAGUGGUCUGAUAACAAUGUUGAAAUUGGACAAUAAUGGUGCUGUGCUAGUCACUACUUUGAAAGGCCAUACUGGAUCUGUUAGAGUUUUGAAUUGGGCGCCAAUACCUCAGUUAUUAUUUAGCGGUUCUUUCGACCAAACCAUCAUUGUGUGGGAUAUCGGAGGACAGAAGGGAACUGCCUAUGAGUUGCAAGGACAUAGCAACAAGGUGACGGGGCUGUGGUACGUGGGGGGCUGCGAGCGGCUGGUGUCGGCGGGCGAGGACGGCGCGCUGGGGGUGUGGGAGAUGGGCGUGCGGCGGCGUGAGACGCCGGCGUGGCGCGAGGCCGACCUCUGCCAGCUGUGCCGCGCGCCCUUCAUAUGGAAUGUACGCGCUAUGAUGGAGAAGAAACAGAUAGGGCUGCGGCAGCACCACUGCCGCUGGUGCGGCGCGGCCGUGUGCGGGCCCUGCUCGCCGCACCGCCUGCCGCUGCCCGUCAUGGGCUUCGAGUUCCCGCAGCGCGUCUGCACCGCCUGCUACGACACCUUGCGGCAUGAACCGCGCGAGUCACUGGCUUCGUUCCACGAUAUGAAGCAUGCGGUAUCAUCGCUAUACGUGGAUGAGGCGACAGGUCGCGUGUGUACCGCGGGCAAGGACCGCGUGCUUAAAGUAUGGGACGCGGGCGUACUGCUCGCACCCGCGCCACGCCCACCAAACCCUGGCACCAGCGAAAACUAACCGAAAAUACACCUUAUUUAUAUGAAGCUAAAGUCGAAAAUCGAUUGCUGGAUAUCGCUGUUUGUGGAGAUAUGCUUGAUAAUGGUUCGUAAUUUUUUUUUACACUAUAUUUGCAAUCAGACACUUGUAUUUUUUUUACAUAUAAAGGUUGUUCUUGUGUCUCCACGAAUGCGAGAUUCUAAUAUCGAUUAGAUAAAUUGAAUUUCCAAAAAUGGCUUGUAAAAUGGAUUGUUUAAGCUUGCGGAUGUAUUAGUUAAAGAUCUCUAUGUUUAAUAUUUAGAACACUUGUUUAGUAAUUAUCUUUUCGUCCUGUUAAAAAUAUUUACAUAGAAAUUAUAGUUUUUAUAUGGAGAGCACUGACGGUUUAGAAACAUUUCAAAUUAGAAGAGAUUUCAAAAUUGUCGGUUAAUUUAUACUAA